AUGACCAACUAAACUGUUCAACUUUUGCCUUCUUCUUCUUCUCCAAUUUCAGAUUUGAUCCAAUCUGUAGCCUACGGAAACGAAAGGGGAAAACUGCAGACAAAUCAAAGGUGGAUCCAUGGGUGAUGUACAGCUAAAGAAAAGAGGAUACAUCUGGGCAAUCUCUGCUGGGUUCAAUGCAGCUCUUGCUGCCAUCUCUGCAAAGUUCUUCUCAUCUCUUGUGAUUAAGUAUGGAUUAGUUGUAUUAUGCAAUGUGGUAAUGUGGGGAUGUUAUGUAAACAGCUUAAGAGCUCUCUCUUCUCUACAAGCUACUGUCACUAACUUUGCUGCUAAUUUCCUCUCUUCUGGUUUUGCGGGCCUCUUUCUGUUUCACGAGUCCUUACCAUUCCGUUGGUUUGCGGGAGCUUUAUCGAUCACCAUUGGAGUUGUAAUCCUCAGUAAGUCAAGUGUUGAUAAUAAGGUUAGUACGGAUUAGUUCAAGAACCAAUGUAAUAGCUUCGCGUCUGGAGAAGGUUGCUUUGGCGUGCAAGUGUAAAGAAAAACUUCUAGUUAAGAGAUGGAUUAAGUUGUUUGAAGUCUUGGAGUUUAUUCUGUCAAGGAGACAAGGACCAAACUUGUAAUAACUACGAUUGAUUUUCCUGAUUUUGUUGUAGUUAGAUACAACUGUAAUAAAGGUCAAAGAUACCUCUAUUAACAUUUACAUGGACUUUGUAAUAAUGGUCAAAGAUACCACAACCGGACUUUGUAACAAAUGAUCAGUGUCAAAUACAACUUGAAUUCAAUGUUAAAUACAA
Molecule: messenger RNA, 794 nt
Organism: Raphanus sativus (radish)
Lineage: Eukaryota; Viridiplantae; Streptophyta; Magnoliopsida; Brassicales; Brassicaceae
Exons: 4
Coding region: 119-475 (118 amino acids)
Source: RefSeq, a predicted model, not a curated record